Messenger RNA from Sodiomyces alkalinus F11, 2354 nucleotides. RefSeq lists its product as hypothetical. Bases 231 to 2204 code for a protein of 657 amino acids. The record is from RefSeq and is a predicted model, not a curated record. The transcript is spliced from 2 exons. NCBI's taxonomy places the organism in Eukaryota, Fungi, Ascomycota, Sordariomycetes, Glomerellales, Plectosphaerellaceae.
CAAAUGCUCAUCCUGUGGUGCCCAGGUUGAGAUCUCCCUGAUGGGGGAGCACAUCUGUCAGCCAGACGCACUAAGCACUUCACCACCAGUAGCCGCACCUGACAGCUUCCGCCCAUUGGACCGUCCACUCCCCCCCAAUGAGAGCAGACCGGGCCGCAUUCCACCUCCGAGGGUCGAUACAAUAGCUGCCAGCAAGUCCUCCCAUAUUCGCUCGUCAUCUCCCCAACCGGAUGCUAACUGCGAAAGAAGACCAUCCUUCUGUGACAAAUGGUCAGAUGACCCCCAUGAGCAAUGCAACGGGGUCUCAUGCCGUUUCCCCCCGAACUCCCGCACCCUAUAGGUCGGACGACUACUUUCCACCUCAGAUCGGCCCCGAUCAUAGUAGUACUUAUUCACCCCACGCGGGAAAACGACCCGGAGGUUACGGAGGUUUCGGCGACCCCAGUAUUGCGGAGACCCCGCCUGCCACAGCUGCUAGCGGUCCCAACAAAGCACCGGGCCAAGGCAGCCUCCUCCAAAGAAUGAACACGAUUACCCCCGGUCCGUUCGAGGCCGAACCCAAGCCGGCGAUGUCACCCCUGCACAACGCAUUUCCGCCGAGAGAUGAGUCAACGCCGCGUGAGAACGUGACCUUGGAGAUCCCCAAGACGAGCCCGAGGGCCAUCGAACCUCCCGACGACGCGUUCGUGCCGCCCGCCAAGCCAUUGGCCGCCUCACCCUCUCCCAUAACCGACGGCUUUGCUUUCCUGGGGAACAACCAUACCGGAAUCGCACCGCCCAAGGUGCCCAGGAAAAAUGGCUACGGUGGCUUCGGACCUCCCACGCAAUCACCUGACGACUAUGAACCCCGACCCUUCGGCGCAAUCCGAUCCGGUACCUUCCCCCGGCCCAACGAUCGCAUGGGGCCACCGGUGAGAACCCCGGUGAGAACCCCAUCCGCGCCCACCACGCGACCGGAAUCGUUACAACAGCGUCCCGACACCUCGCGAAUGCCUCCUCCCCGCACGAGCCUGCUCCGACCGGCAACCGCAGGCAGGGACGGUCCGUCCAUCAACCUGGCCGACGAGUUUGGCAGCGCAAACCCGUACCACUCGCCGUCCGACUCGGCAUCGUCGGGGUACUCGACUUUUAGUCGACCAAGGGGGUCAAGCUCGGAGAGUAGCUCCCAGUCGAGCCCCCAAAAAUCGCAGAGCCGAAGGAAGCCGUCGGACACGAGCAACUUUGACCAGCUCAUGAACGACCUCGAGACGUCCAUGUCGAAUAUGGGAUCCGCGCGGAACGACGACGUCUCGCCCCCCCCGCCCUUGGCGCGACCUGUCGACUCCUGGAGUCCGAAUGCGGUGCCCCGACCACCGCUUCCGGCCGUUUCCCCCAUGUCCUCCCCCGAUCUUGAAUCUCCUCCCUCUCCACCUCGAAAUGUCCGACCCUUGGCCCCUUCGUCGCCGCAAACCAAAGCGGCGCCGGGGGUGUCUGAUAAGCAUCAGCAUCCGCAUGAUCCGGCGGUACAGUCGGCGAGGGGAUCAUGCAAGGCAUGCGGCGAGGCCAUCAAGGGCAAGAGCAUUUCGUCCGCGGACGGUCGCCUCACGGGACGCUACCACAAGGCGUGUUUCGUGUGCACGACCUGCCGGGAGCCGUUCUCGUCCGCCGAGUUCUACGUGCUCGACGACAAGCCGUACUGCGAGGUCCACUACCACAAACUGAACGGCAGCCUCUGCGGCAGCUGUGGCCGCGGCAUCGAAGGCCAGUAUCUGGAGGACGAAGAGACGAUCAAGUACCACGUCGGGUGCUUCCGGUGCGGCGACUGCGGCGUGCCCCUCUCCAACGGCUAUUUCGACGUCGACGGCAAAGCGUUCUGCGAAAAGGAUGCUUGGAGGCGUAUGCACCAGCCACCGCACCCACAGCCGCGGAUGGCGGACGGGCUCGGCCCCUUUGGACCGGAAAGUGGUCCGGGGCGACCGAUGAAUAGGUCGCCUGCUCCGCCUCAUGGAGCUUAUACUGGACGUCCUGGCCCCCGUCCGCCCAUGGGACCGGGCGUGGGACUGCCGAUGGGCCGUGGUCGGGGAGGACCUCCUGGUAUGGGCGGACCUAGACCGGCCGUCGGCCUGCCGAGGGGUCAGAGAGUCGCGCCCGGAACCAAUCUGGCUCCCAACCUCGCGCCGAUGCCGAGGAUGAACAAGCGCAUGACGAGACUGGGCAUGAUGUGAAGAGGCGUCUGCCCUUGGUAAGAGCUACUACCAUACUAGGCCUGACCUCGUCCAGCAGCGGACAAUGGCGGGCAGGUAUGCUCGCGACAGCAAACGAUGAGGACGUCCCUUACAUGGGAUGAUUUAUGACCAUAUUUUGACAUUAGCACU